Talaromyces rugulosus is the source of this 966-nucleotide messenger RNA. RefSeq lists its product as uncharacterized. NCBI's taxonomy places the organism in Eukaryota, Fungi, Ascomycota, Eurotiomycetes, Eurotiales, Trichocomaceae. The transcript is spliced from 4 exons. The coding region runs from base 1 to 966 and encodes 321 amino acids. The record is from RefSeq and is a predicted model, not a curated record.
AUGGUUGAAAUAGAUGAAAUAGCGUACAUCUCGAACUAUCCUGGCAGCCCAGGAGGUGUUCGAGGGUCUAAAUUGGAAGCCCCGACAGAAAGUUGCUAUGACAUAAAGACAAAGCGGACGCUCGAGCCAAAUAAUAAUCCUACAAACAACGAUGACGACAGCGACAAUGACAGCGACAAUGACAGCGACCAUGCACAGGGAUGUGAUAGCCUCAUAGAGCAAAUGGAGAUUGAUACGAACGAAAACCCUGAUCAGAAUGACACAGAUCCAGACUUCUUAUGGGGCUAUGCACGGCUCCUCACGCACACAAAGCAACAACUCGUUCAGUAUCACAAAUUCAAAGAGACUGACUCGGUUGAGUUUGUUAUCACUGUUCCGGCUAUGUGGAAACGAUGGGCUUGCCGGAGAAUGCAGAAUGCACUAAGAGAAGCCAACCACAGGUCAGAAUUUGUCAGAGAGACCUCAGCCAGGAUCGAACAUAUUCAUAUCGUGUCGGAACCAGAAGCUGCGGCCGCACGUGUUCUAGCAUCACAACGGGACAUCCAGCCCGGAGAUACAUUCAUGAUUCUCGAUGCUGGUGGAGGCACCGUUGACGCCAUAACCUAUAAAUUAAAAGACACCGAACCCCUUCGAAUGGAAAGAGAAGCUGUCAGACCAAAAGGUGUUUUGUGUGGCUCUAGUUAUUUGAAUGAACAUUUCGAACAACUUUUGCGUGAAAGAUUGGAGGGAGAGACAUACCUCAAUAUCGAUACAGGAGAUUUAACUAAAUCUAUUAGUAUUGAUGGGAUCAUAGAUUCCCUAGUCAUCGAUUUCGAAAACCAAGACAAAAGAAACGUCGAUAUCACGGAUAGCAACUUUUCAGGACAAGACGUCUUCGUAUAUGGCUUGAGACCGAACAAGGACAAAAACUUUGUGUAUAAUCGAAUGCGUCUUAAUCGGCAAGUUUUUCGUUCUUUUCUCCUCUAG